Clupea harengus (Atlantic herring) is the source of this 1931-nucleotide messenger RNA. Its product is annotated as homeobox protein Hox-C8-like. The record is from RefSeq and is a predicted model, not a curated record. Lineage: Eukaryota; Metazoa; Chordata; Actinopteri; Clupeiformes; Clupeidae. Gene Ontology annotation, cellular component: nucleus. Gene Ontology annotation, molecular function: DNA-binding transcription factor activity, RNA polymerase II-specific; RNA polymerase II transcription regulatory region sequence-specific DNA binding. Gene Ontology annotation, biological process: regulation of transcription by RNA polymerase II.
AUGAGCUCCUACUUUGUGAACCCGUUAUUUUCCAAGUACAAAGGCGCUGAAUCGUUGGAGCCAACUUACUACGACUGCAGGUUCCCUCAAAGCGUCACCCGGACCCAUGGGCUGGUGUAUGGGGCUGGAGCAACGGCACCGGGCUUCCAACCCACGCCCCAUCACGUCCAAGACUUCUUUCACCAUGGAACGCCGGGGAUCUCCACUGCCGGAUACCAACAGAACCCCUGCGCUUUAGCGUGCCACGGAGAUGCCACGAAAUUUUACGGCUACGACGCUCUUCCGAGACAAUCACUUUAUGGCGCCCAGCAAGAGGCUAGUGUGGCGCAAUACCCAGACUGUAAAUCGUCGAAUGGCACUAACCUCGGAGACGGACAAGGCCAUCUAAAUCAAACCCCGUCGCCUGGUCUUAUGUUCCCUUGGAUGAGACCCCACGCUCCCGGAAGGCGCAGCGGUCGACAGACGUACAGUCGUUACCAAACACUGGAGCUGGAGAAGGAGUUCCUGUUCAACCCUUACCUCACACGCAAGCGACGCAUCGAGGUCUCCCACGCCUUGAGUCUAACCGAGCGACAGGUGAAGAUCUGGUUUCAGAACCGGCGUAUGAAAUGGAAAAAAGAGAACAACAAAGACAAAUUCCCCGGCCAGCGAGGGGAGGCCGAAGCGGAGGGAGAAGGAGAAGGAGAGGGAGAGGGAGAGGCAGAGGCAGAGGAAGAAGCCAACGAAGAGGGAGAAGCAGAGGAAGGAGAGAAAAAAGAGACGAGAGAGGAAGAGGGGACGAAAGAGUGAUUUUAUUGCCCCUUUUAUGGUUAUACGACUUAAAGUUAAAAGAUAGAAGAGAGAGAGGGAGGGUAGAGGGAGAGAGGGGUAGAGAGAGACGAGAUCCCCUUUUACGACCACCGUUUUAUUGAGUCAACAAGUGAGGAAAUCCUUUAGAGAGGCAAUUGUGACACGGCUUCCUGUCCACGCAGUAAUUCUCAAAUGAGAGCAGGCAUCCAAUAAGAAUUCAUGCUUUACCAAACAGACUCUCCCUAAAAAAGGUCCGUGUUUAUCUCCAGAUCUUACACUUUCAUGUUCCUCACCCAGGUCUCAGACUACAUGUAGUAUAGGCCUUGAGACCAGAAUAACCCAUAAAACACAAGAACGAACUAUACAAUUCCGGCUUGAGUUGACAGCAAUCACAACGGGAGAUUGGGGUUCAUAAUGUUUUUUUUCAUCGGCUCUUUCGCCCAUAUGACCAACAUUUCAGUGUGGUGAAAAUGAAGUCAACAUAGUCUUCAGUAAGAACACCUUAGGCAACCUUAGAGAAGGACAACUUAUUAGGGUACUUGGAUGGGCCUAGAUAAGUAUAAAAUGUAUUGCGAACACAUGCUUUUAUAUUAUCAAUGUGUGUGUGUUUUUUUAGUAGCCUAUUAUUUAUGUAAUUUGGGUGGGAUACAAUUAUGAGAAUCCAUGUAAUCAUGACGCAAAUUUUUAAAUUUGGAGUCGAUACGAUGCUACCUAGUGCGAGGAAACUGCAACUUAAUUUUACUUUAUUUGAAUGGCAGUUUCCUCUCACCCCUUCAAUUCAAAAUUGAAUCUACCUAAUCGCAAUUAUAUUGAUAUCACUGACAAUUUGUAAUGAAUAUUUUGUACGCUUUGUGACAUUUUUGCUGAAACUGAAUAUCCUUGGUUACUCAAUCAAAUGCUGAGGAGAAAUAAUGAAUCAUUCGACUUAAUGACAUCGAUGUAGCCUAUUGACACUCAACUUGCAAUACAAGUAGGCCUACUAAUUCUGCAUUUCUACGUGUAGGCUGCAUAACUCACUACACCUCGACUCGACUGAGUAUUCAAGGGCAUCUAACUACCUAGGCCUAGAUAAGACUUGACGGUAUUGACAUGUAUCAGUAGUAACGUUGGAAGCCAUAUUUUUGUCAGGUAUUGUCAGAGAA